CUGAGGACUAUUGCAUUCAACAUGGGGGCGUCACUCAAAAGGUAGUUGUCGAUUAAUGUAGGGAAAUAACGGCCUGAAACUGUCGUUGAAACUCAUGUAUUGAAGAAAGAGACCUCUGUAACUUCAUUUUGGGUAACAAUGGUGGACUGGAGUCCGAUAGCGAAGGUGUACGACCCGCUGAAAGCUGGGAGCAUCGACGGCACGGACGUGGAGCCCCAUGACCGGGCGGUAUGGAGAGCAAUGGGAGCCCGCUAUAAGCCCAACAAAGGCGUUGUUGGAGACCCACUGCUCACCCUGUUUGUGUACCGUUUGAAUCCUCAAACAACAGAGGAUAAACUGCACCAAGUGUUCUCCAAGUAUGGAGACAUUCAGCGGCUCCGGCUGGUCCGGGACAUCGUCACGGGCUUCUCCAAAAGAUACGCCUUCAUUGAAUACAAGGAGGAGCGGUCUGUUGUUCGGGCUCGCCGGGACGCCAACAAGCUGGUGGUUGACCAGCACGAAGUGGCUGUGGAUUUUGAACAAGAGAGGGCUCUCAAGGGCUGGGUCCCCCGGCGGCUAGGCGGCGGUCAGGGAGGGAAGAAAGAAUCCGGACAGUUGCGGUUCGGCGGCAGGGACAGGCCAUUCCGUAAACCCAUUAACCUCGGGGUUGGUUCCGUGCUGGAACGGGUAGGCGGUGCAGGAGGAGGGAGGGAGUGGGAUAGAUCAGGGGCGAGGGACAGGGACAGACACAGAGAGACCGAUUGGGGCAGCAGAGGUAGGCGAGAUGACCGGGACAGAGCCAGGGAGAGGGAUGACCGCAGACAGGGAGACAGGAACAGGCCUCGGGACAGGAGAUGAAGUCCAUAUUUACAACACUGGAGAUAACUCAAAAGUACUGCUCUUACCGGGUUCAAAGAAAGUCUGUUCAAGAAGUUUUGAUCCACAGUCCUGCAGCCUGCCUCAAAUGGAGAUUGUUUAGGUGUGCGCUAAAGGACAGUGGGACUGGUGAUUUGCACACAUGGGACUGGACAAUGAAAAGAUGAAGCAUUUCAAUUACAGAUGACUUUCUUGUGUUAUUAUAAAAAAAAGAGUAAUAAUUCACCUGUUUGCACUGUACAUUACAAUUAUAGACUAAGUGGUUCACAAUUUUUUAUGUUGUCCAGCAACAAUAUCCUAAUGUUGAGAUCUUAUCAGCCGUAAAUGACCAAGAAUUCAAAAAGCAUAAUCUGCAACUAAAAGGGCAAAAUGGCAUUAUUUUUUAUUAUUCAUCUUCAAAGUACCUGUAAAUCCAAUUGAAUCUGUUAAUGCAUUUUCUCUUCAUACGUAUGAUAAUUCAGUUUCUGUUUUGAAAUCUGAGGUAAUUCAGUGUUGUGACCGUAGUUUGUUCACUGUAAGAUUUCCUAAGGCAGUUUAACAAUGUAGUGCCUUUCUAUGUCAUACAAGUUUUUUGGAGCAUCAUACAUGGUAGAAAGCCACUGAUGAGGGUUUGUGCAACACUGACUAUACAAAAGGGAAGAAAACCAAAUAAACCAAGUAUUGGUUUAACACAAA
Messenger RNA from Etheostoma spectabile (orangethroat darter), 1530 nucleotides. RefSeq names its product small nuclear ribonucleoprotein 35 (U11/U12) (gene snrnp35). Lineage: Eukaryota; Metazoa; Chordata; Actinopteri; Perciformes; Percidae. The record is from RefSeq and is a predicted model, not a curated record. Gene Ontology annotation, cellular component: U12-type spliceosomal complex; precatalytic spliceosome. Bases 139 to 837 code for a protein of 232 amino acids. Gene Ontology annotation, biological process: mRNA splicing, via spliceosome. Gene Ontology annotation, molecular function: mRNA binding; snRNA binding. The transcript has a single exon.